CCUGUCCUUUCACUAAUCCUUGCAUAUCCCUUUUAUCUCGGGACUCACAGCAGUCUGGUCACUAUGGGACAGCGAAGCGGUGGGACAGAGCCAUACGGAUGAUGUUCUUGUAAAUGAGAGACGAAAAGCAAGUCUGCGGGCGCAAACUGGGCGCAUGUAGGCGCGUAUGCGUCAAAGUGGGCCAAAAUGUUCCUCGUUCUGCUCCUGGGUCUCUGCGUGGCCACAGGUGAACUUGUCUCCCCAGUGAGCUCCUGUCCGUCACAGUGCAGCUGUUUCUACCACAACUUGAGUGACGGAUCCAAGGCCAGGAGCGUGAUCUGCAAUGAUCCAGAGAUUUCUCUCGUGCCUGUCGGGUUCCCUGUUGACACGUCCAAGCUGCGGAUUGAGAAGACAGCCAUCAGGCAGAUACCAAGCGAAGCCUUCAACUACCUCUCCAGUCUGGAGUUCCUGUGGAUGUCUUUCAACACCCUGUCCGCCUUGAACCCGGACAGUUUCCGGGGACUGUUCAGCCUGGAGGAGCUUCGUCUUGACGGGAACGUCCUCGCCGCCUUUCCCUGGGAGUCUAUCGUGGACAUGCCCAGCCUCAGACUCCUCGAUUUGCACAACAACCAGCUCACCUCUCUGCCCGCCGAGGCCACCACUCACAUCAAGAACCUCACCUACCUGGAUCUGUCCAGCAACAACCUGCUGACCCUGCCUGCUGAGGUGCUGUCCACCUGGCUGGUGGUGAAACCGUCGCAGGGACCAGAGAGCUCCAAAAUGAUUCUGGGUCUCCAUGACAACCCCUGGGUGUGUGACUGUCGGCUCUACGACCUGGUCCAGUUCCAGAAGUCUCCAACUCUCUCGGUGGCGUUCAUCGACACAAGGCUCCGGUGUUCGGCUCCGGAGAGCGUAUCAGGGGUUUUGUUCAGCGAUGCAGAGCUGCGGCGCUGUCAGCUUCCACGCAUCCACACUGCUGUGGCACGGGUCAGGAGCGCCGUAGGAAACAACGUGCUACUCCGCUGUGGGACCAUUGGAGUCCCAAUACCAGACCUAACAUGGCGCAGGGCGGAUGGACGAGCCCUCAAUGGAACAGUCCAGCAGGAAACCUCAAAGGAGGGAAUCACCUGGUCCAUUCUCAGUGUUCCGGCUGUGUCCUACCGUGAUUCAGGGAAAUACAUCUGCAAGGCCACUAACUAUGUGGGGAAUGCAGAGGCUGUCAUUUCUCUCAUCAUCUCUAACUCACCAAAGCCAGACGGCAACCAAACCAGUAGUGACAAGAAAGCCAGAGUCAAGAAACCCAACCAAAUGGGUAAAGCUGCCUACCAGGAGAAACUGGUGGCCAGAUACUUGGUUCCAACCUUCACCCCUUCUUCCCUGCCUGUUCUAGAUCCUGGCUUUCCACCUGAGCCUGAACGAGCCACUUACAGCUUGGCUGACAGAGGCACACUGGGCCCAGACGUGUCCUCCAACCCAGAGUCUCUGCUGGAUCUGGAGAAGACAAAUCUGAGCAACUUGGCAGCUAACACCUCAUCACUGCAGCAGGACCCGGACAGGGUCGUCCGCUCAGUGAAGGUCGUCGGGGACACAGACAAUACUAUCUCUCUAAACUGGAGAGCCCCAAAAGCAAAGAACACCACAUCAUUCAGUGUGCUGUAUGCUGUCUUUGGAGAGAGGGACAUGAGAAAGAUCAAUGUUGGCGCUGGACAGAACCGUGUGACCAUCGAAGGGCUGGUGCCCAGGACCAAGUACAUUGCUUGUGUGUGUGUGAAGGGGCUGAUCCCCAAGAAGGAGCAGUGUGUAAUAUUUUCCACUGAUGAAGCAGCGAGUGCUACUGGCACCCAGAGGCUGAUUAACGUGAUUGUGAUCACAGUGGCCUGUAUCAUCGCCGUCCCUCUUACUGUCAUCGUAUGCUGUGGUGCUCUAAAGAGACGCAUUCAGAAGUACUGUGGAAAGAAAUCCAAGGACAUCCAAGAUUCAUAUGUGACCUUUGAAACGCUGUCACCUGGUACGAAGGCCAAGGGGCUCGAGGGCGAGUAUUUGAACAGACUGAACCCAGAGGAGUCCAACAGGCUGCUCUCGGCCCGCUCCAGCCUGGAUUCUGAAGCUACGGCUAAGAUAGAAGGACAACCUAAUGAGUACUUCUGCUGACAUCACGCUCCAGCUCCAGCUACUGCUCCGCGCCAUCUUCCUCGCAAUCACCCAUAUCCUCGAUCAAGUCAACACACCAACACCCACUCGCAUAGCCGUUAUCAAUCCCACCCUCAGCCACAUUUCCACCCGCAGCCCUUUCCCCAACACCAUUCACACUCUCACCCUCAGCGACAUGCUGAUGUCAGUCCCCCUCCCACCCACUCUCAUACGCCCACACCGUGGGAUUCUCCUCCACCCGUUCCUGCUCGCUGGAUUACACCACCAACUCCACCGCCGCAGAGAGCCAACUUCUAUCAAAGGACGUUUGCACGAUGCACAAUCAUGGAAAUAUCAGUUUAGAGAAUAUUUAAAAAGGGUAGCCCGUAGCUUUCAGACGUAGACAGACGUCCGUCAUGUACAAACCAUUGUUAAAUAAGUUCACACCAUGCUGAUUAAGCCUAUCAGCUCCACAUGACUCUCUCUAUGUUUCUCUGUAUAGCAGUGUUUGGAUCUUGUGUCACCCAGCGACAUUCCUGUGCUGCACACUAGGGCUGUCACUUUUUCCAAUAAUCAUGACGGCAGGAAUAUAAGACGACUUACUAUUUAAUAUUGGAUAUUUCUCUCCUCUCUCUCACUCCAACCCACCCACCCACAAACACACACAUCUAAGUGCCUAACCUUAACCCUUAUCCCUACCCUUACCCUUACCCUAACCUAAACUCAAUUCUAACCAUAAAACCAGGUCUUAACCCUAAAAAAACACUAUAUGGUUAUGGGGUCCAGACAAAAUGUCCCCACAAAGAUAGGUUUUUACAUUUUUUGGACCUCACACCUUGGUAAUUACUUUACACAUUCUGAAGCCCUUGUAGGCUGUAUGCUUUAUAAUUGGACAGGGUCUAUAAGGUUCAAGACCCAGGUUUUGAGCGGACAUCCAAAUUUUGGAUAAAAAAGUGACAGCCUUACUGCACACAGGAAGUGAUUCCUUUUAUAUUAAGACAGACAGUCACAAUUGCACAAGUACCCUAACCCUAAGCGUGAUGUCUAAAGUUUGGUUUAUGACUGAAAACACAAGGAACCGCCCCUGAAAGCUUUCAGGCAUGCAUUCUACUGCUCACAAACCUGGUCGUUGUCAUAAAUGCUUAGCGUCAGUGUAUACACACAAACACUCCCUCUGUCAGCUUUGAAUAACACAGAUGAACAACGCGUUGUACAAAUAAUGUGACAUUGUUUCACACAAAUCACAAAAAAAGCUGUGCACUGCAGCUUUCAAUAUUUCAAAUGACUUUAUUUUCCAGUUUUAAAAUGAAACACACUGAUGUAGUAUAAUGAGAGUAGAAAGACACACAUGCUUUAAUGUCUAAAAUAAUGGGGUUUUUUUUUAAAGAAAAAAAGUCAAAUUAUCUUUGAUUAGUGUUUCAUUUCACUCACAUGACCCAGCGAAGAAUCCUCUGCAACCUCAUCUGAUUUAAAGGGAACACAAUGGUAGAUACUAUAGAUACUAUUGUUUGUAUGGUUUGUAAAUACAUGACAGGACGUUGUACACUUACACACACAGUUAAGUCUGUGCCUCUGCAUAUAUCUGUCAUAUGUUCUCAGAGAGAAGAUAUAUACACAUAGGCACGGUGCAACAUUCAAAGUGGCGAAUGGACAAAAGGCUGGAGCUGGAGAGAAGUACCGAAUGGACGGAACUAUGACGCAGUGUAAAUAGUGUGGUGCAAAAAUGAUGAAU
Messenger RNA from Solea solea (common sole), 3841 nucleotides. RefSeq names its product leucine-rich repeat, immunoglobulin-like and transmembrane domains 1a (gene lrit1a). The coding region runs from base 187 to 2130 and encodes 647 amino acids. The record is from RefSeq and is a predicted model, not a curated record. Gene Ontology annotation, molecular function: protein binding. Gene Ontology annotation, cellular component: endoplasmic reticulum membrane. The transcript is spliced from 4 exons. Lineage: Eukaryota; Metazoa; Chordata; Actinopteri; Pleuronectiformes; Soleidae.